Molecule: messenger RNA, 931 nt
Organism: Stomoxys calcitrans (stable fly)
Lineage: Eukaryota; Metazoa; Arthropoda; Insecta; Diptera; Muscidae
Product: serine protease 1
Exons: 2
Coding region: 60-875 (271 amino acids)
Biological process (GO): proteolysis
Molecular function (GO): serine-type endopeptidase activity
Source: RefSeq, a predicted model, not a curated record
UUGAUAUAAAAGGGGUCACAAUUCUCGAAAGUAACAUCAGUGAUUUCUUUGACAUCAUAAUGAAAGUAUUUUUGGUUCUAUCCUUGGCUUUGGCCUGUGUCUCGGCUGGCGCCGUUUACGAUACACCUGUCUUCCCUCGCGACGUUGUCGUAGCUGAAGAGGAAGGUCGCAUCACCAAUGGCCAGCAGGCAUACUCUGGUCAAUUCCCCUACCAAGUCGGUUUGUCUUUGCAAACCACUGGUGGCUCCUUCUGGUGUGGUGGUUCCUUGAUCGGCAAUGCCUGGGUUUUGACUGCUGCUCAUUGCACCAGUGGUGCCUAUAGUGUCACUGUCUACUUGGGCUCCACCACUCGUGCUGUAGCCAGUGUCACCCACACUGUUGGCUCCGGUUCGAUUCGUCAACACACCGGCUACAACCCCAAUACUUUGGCCAACGAUAUCUCAUUGAUCAACAUUCCCGCUGUUGGUUUCACCAGUUUGAUCAGAUCCAUCCGUUUGCCCGCUAUAUCCUCCUCAUACUCCACCUAUGCUGGAAACAACGCCAUUGCUUCCGGUUGGGGCCGCACUUCCAAUACCGGCUCUGUUGCCAACAACUUGAACUACGCCACUUUCCAAGUCAUCACCAACUCUGUUUGCGCUGCUACUUAUGGUACCGCUGUUGUUACCGGCAACACCAUUUGCGUUUCUACUCCCGGCGGCAAGUCCACCUGCCAAGGUGACUCUGGUGGCCCAUUGGCCUUGCAAAAUGCUGACACUCUUAUUGGUGUUACCUCCUUCGUUUCCUCUGCCGGCUGCACUUCUGGUGCCCCUGCUGGCUUUGUUCGUGUUACCAGCUAUUUGGACUGGAUUAGGGCUAAUUCUGGCAUCUCCUACUAAACUGCCAUUGUAUUUCGAUGAAUAAGAAAAUAAAAUUGAGUUUUUAAAAUAUAGUA